Messenger RNA from Lolium perenne, 1219 nucleotides. RefSeq lists its product as uncharacterized. The record is from RefSeq and is a predicted model, not a curated record. Lineage: Eukaryota; Viridiplantae; Streptophyta; Magnoliopsida; Poales; Poaceae.
UGGUCCCUGAAAAAAAAACAGUUGGAGCAGCAGGGGAUGGAACGCUUCCGGUUGAGGUCUCCUCCCCUGUCGCUGAAGCUGGCCUUCGCCGUCUCCCUCACCGUCUCCUUCGCCGUCUCCUGCUGCUCCUCCUCCCCCCUCCCCUCCUCCGCCGCCCCCAAGUCUCCCCCGCCUUCUCCCCAGGCCGUAGCCGCCGAUCUCCUCUCCCUCCUCGCCGGCCCGAGCGCCGCGGCGCGGGUGCCGGCUGGGGAGGCGUCGCGCCUGCGCUCCUGCCUCCGGUUCCUCGCCCCGGUCAGCCCCGCCACCGUGUCUAGGGCUUAUCCGUGGAGGGAUUCCCGGAAGGUUCUCCUGGAAGUCCGCGAUGCGGCUGAUGAGGCGGAUGCGAUGGUGAUGUGGCCGCCGGCGCCGGUCAUGGAGCUGGCGCGCCUCGCCGUCGACUCCGGCGGCGACCCUGGGGCGAUCCACCGCAUGCUCGACCCCACCAUGCUUCCGGUGCCUGAUAUUGCGGGAUCGAAGGAGAACAAAUGCCAGCUCACUAGGACACCAUACGGAAGGCACUUUGCUAACGAGGAAAUCAAUUCAUACUUCGCAUUUUUGUUUGAAUUGAUUGUUGCACGAGGACCAUCAGUUGGAUUUAAUGUAUCACUGACUCGGUAUGAUUUGUUCCAUGGGCAUCUUUUCCUGGCAUCUGGGACGGGAAGGCUUGGGAUUCUGUUCCACGCUAAAGAAUAUCCAGCAGUUGAUAAGGAAUUGUUCCCUUACAAUUUGGGAUAUUGCCAGGCUGGAUCUGAUGUACCUUAUGAUGAUUCUAUGAAUUUACGUAAUAUCCUUUGGUUAGCACCAUUGCCAUCCAAUGAGACAAAAGCUUGGUUAGCUCCAGGAGUGUUAGUCGUCUUAGAUGCACAUCCUGAUGGAAUUAUUUAUCAAGAUAUGAUACGAGACUAUGUUCAAAUUGUACGAACAAUAUAUGAAGAUGAUUUUGGUAAGCAUGCCGUUGAUGUCAAUUAUCUGAAUGUUGCCAACGCAGCUCCAGCCGAUAGAAUUUUCAUUUGCUGACAUUCAUCCAUGGGACUAUUAAUUUUUCCCAGUGUGAUUUCCUCUCUGGCAGCAAAUAUCAAAUGUACUACUAAGGGGUGUGCUCAAGAAAGCAACAGUCACUUGUAUGAUUCAGAUGUUGACUUGAUUGAUAUACUUGGGGAAGCAAUUAUUUGCUUGCAAA